GUGCUGGCGAGUCUGGGAAAAGCACCAUUGUGAAGCAGAUGAAGAUAAUUCAUGAGGAUGGCUACUCAGAGGAGGAAUGCAAACAGUAUAAAGUGGUUGUCUACAGCAACACCAUCCAGUCCAUCAUUGCAAUCAUAAGAGCCAUGGGGAGGCUAAAGAUAGACUUUGGGGAAGUUGCCAGAGCUGAUGAUGCCCGUCAGCUCUUCGUGCUGGCGGGCAGUGCAGAGGAAGGUGUGAUGACCACCGAGCUGGCGGGUGUCAUCAAGAGGUUGUGGAGAGAUGCUGGAGUUCAGGCCUGCUUCAGCAGAUCCAGGGAGUACCAGCUGAACGACUCGGCCUCCUAUUACCUGAACGACCUGGAUAGAAUAUCCCAGCCGAGCUACAUCCCCACCCAGCAGGACGUCCUGCGCACCAGGGUUAAAACCACGGGCAUCGUGGAGACUCACUUCACCUUCAAGGACCUGUACUUCAAGAUGUUUGAUGUUGGUGGCCAACGGUCGGAGCGGAAGAAGUGGAUCCACUGCUUUGAAGGGGUGACUGCCAUUAUCUUCUGCGUGGCCCUCAGUGAUUAUGACCUUGUCCUGGCUGAGGAUGAGGAAAUGAACCGGAUGCACGAGAGCAUGAAACUGUUUGACAGCAUUUGUAACAACAAGUGGUUUACAGACACAUCCAUCAUCCUCUUCUUGAACAAGAAAGACCUGUUUGAGGAAAAGAUUAAGAAAAGCCCACUAACAAUCUGCUACCCAGAGUACACAGGCUCCAACACGUACGAGGAGGCAGCUGCCUACAUCCAGUGUCAGUUUGAGGACCUGAACAGGAGGAAAGACACCAAGGAGAUCUACACCCAC
Merops nubicus (carmine bee-eater) is the source of this 848-nucleotide messenger RNA. RefSeq names its product guanine nucleotide-binding protein G(k) subunit alpha. The record is from RefSeq and is a predicted model, not a curated record. Lineage: Eukaryota; Metazoa; Chordata; Aves; Coraciiformes; Meropidae. Gene Ontology annotation, cellular component: heterotrimeric G-protein complex. Gene Ontology annotation, molecular function: G-protein beta/gamma-subunit complex binding; GTPase activity; GTP binding. The annotation marks the transcript as partial. The transcript has 7 exons. Gene Ontology annotation, biological process: adenylate cyclase-modulating G protein-coupled receptor signaling pathway.